AUGUUGAAGAAAAAUCUAUUUUCUCUAAUUUUGAAUAAUGGUAAUUUUAAAAUUAGUGGAAAUCUAUUAAAAAAUGUAGCAAGCACACAAAUCAGGACACUGCAAACUGAGGUACCUGUAAAAGAAGUAAAAAUCCCUGUAAAAUGGGGCCACCUCGCUGCAAGACUAUGGGGAAAUGAAAAUGAACAGCCCAUACUAGCUUUACACGGCUGGCAAGAUAACGCCGGGACUUGGGAUACGUUGGCGCCAUUACUAUGCCACAAAAGACCAAUACUUGCAAUCGAUUUUCCCGGUCAUGGAUUAUCUUCGUGGAUUCCAGAUGGCAUGCAUUACUACACCUGGGAUCUACCUCGAUUGAUUUUGUACCUUAAGAACCACUUCAAUUGGAAUAAAUUAUCAUUGCUCUGUCAUUCAAUGGGUUCUAUAGCAGGAAUGCGUUACGCUAGUAUAUUUCCAGAAGAGAUCGCAUUCUACAUAGCAAUCGAUAGUCUAAUUUAUGACGACUAUGAUACAGAUAAAGUUGUUAAUAAUUACGCAACAAUUCUGAAAAAGAUUCAAGGUAUAAGUAAAUGGAAAGAUGAACCUCCUUCGUAUACGAUGGAAGAAAUUAUUAAAAUUUGGCAUUUAGGCACAACGAAGUCGGUAGCCAUGGAAAGUGUUCCUCAUUUACUGAAACGUGGUUCAAAACCCUCGUCGAAGGAUCCUAAUAAGUACUACUUUUCCCGAGACUCCAGACUAAAACAGAUAUUAUUUACAGUGGAAGAUAAAAAGUUGGUUGAAACUCUAGCCAAAAGGUUGACAUGUCCGACACUUUACAUAAAGGGAACAAAUUCUCCGUUCGGAAACGACGAAUUCGCUGUAGAAAUGCGUGAACUCAUUGCGAAAAAUAAUAAUAACUUCGAGAGUCAUUUUUUGACGGGAACUCAUCAUUUGCAUUUAAAUACUCCUGAGUUGUUAGCGCCUUUAAUUUUGAAAUUUAUUGACAAAUUUAGUGCAAAAUAA
Molecule: messenger RNA, 1002 nt
Organism: Danaus chrysippus (African queen)
Lineage: Eukaryota; Metazoa; Arthropoda; Insecta; Lepidoptera; Nymphalidae
Source: the annotation of a GenBank genome assembly